AGAAGUUUCUCCUGUGAAAGAGAGCAUUUGCAGAGAAGUGUUGGAUCUUGGCUUACAAAGAAUGGAAGAGUACAAAGUGCUGAAAGUACUGGGAGAGGGAUCGUUUGGGAGAGCUCUCCUAGUUCAUCAUGCAAGCAGUAAUCAAAAGUACGCAAUGAAGGAAAUAAGACUUCCAGUGUUGUCAUCCAAUGUAGAGAACUCCAGGAAGGAAGCUGUUCUGUUGGCUAAAAUGAAACAUCCCAAUAUUGUUGCUUUUAAAGAAUCGUUUGAAGCUGAUGGACAUCUUUAUAUAGUGAUGGAAUAUUGUGAUGAUGGAGAUCUAAUGCAGAAGAUUAAGCAUCAAAGAGGAAAGCUGUUCUCUGAAGAUACGAUCCUUCACUGGUUUGUACAAAUGUGCCUGGGUGUGAAGCAUAUUCAUGAUAAACGUGUGUUGCACAGGGAUAUCAAGUCUAAAUGUAAGAAACAAGUAGAAUUUGUAGAAUUUGUAUAUUUUUUUUUCUACUGUUGUCCAGUGUCAUAUGCUUGCAGCUAUGUGGGGACUCCUUACUAUGUGCCUCCAGAAGUGUGGGAAAGCUUGCCCUACAACAACAAGAGUGAUAUAUGGUCUCUGGGAUGCAUUUUAUAUGAGCUGUGCACUCUUAGACAUCCAUUUCAAGCCAAUAGCUGGAAACAUCUCAUCCUUAAGAUAUGCAAAGGAUCCUACAUCCCACUGCCCUCUCACUAUUCCUAUGAGCUUCAUUACUUAAUAAAGCAGAUGUUUAAGAGAAAUCCCAAGAACCGUCCAUCAGCCACUACUAUUCUUGAAAGAAGUUGCUUAACCAAGCUUAUGAAAAAUUGUCUGCCUUCUGAGAUGACAUCUGCACUAGAACAAACGUUAGAGGAAACCAGGAAACAUGAAGGCAGUGCAGCAAGACCGAAAGGUAACACUACAGCUGGUGAAAGCUUAAACAGCAAGAAAAUAAAUAGGCAAAGUAAAGAACCUAGUAGCAAAAGUAGCCCCUUGCAACAGGAAAAUAUCGCCAAGGAUUUGAAUGAAAACCCACAUGAGCGAGGGAAAUCUUGUGACGAGGAAACUUCUGAAGAGCCCCCAGGAAUUACUGAUUUGUCACAUCCUCUCAGGAGGCAAUGGGAGAAAAAGAUAUCCAAUACUGUAGUGGAUGUCCUGGAGAAAACAUCUUUGCUUUCAUCCAGUUUUACAUCCAGUUUUACGUCUGAAGAGAGUAAAGGUGGCUGCGUUACAAACUACAGUGAAAAUAAACCACGUAAGCAGUGGAACAAGGAAACUCCUCAGACCCUAAUGAACAUUCUCAGUAAUGCAGAUGUCAGCUUAGCAUUUAAAACAUACACGAUUUAUAAACCAGCUUCUGGAAAUAUAUUAAAAGGGCCACUUUGUGAUGGAACUGAAGCAUCCGAUGAAGUAGAUGGUGAACUUGAAGCUAUUAUCACUGAUUUGGAGAGACUUGAGCCUGAAAGUGAUGAAGAUGACACGUAUGUCCAAAUAGCAUCCUUCUAUUUUUGUUUUCUUUGA
This is a messenger RNA of Tinamus guttatus (white-throated tinamou), 1528 nucleotides long. NCBI's taxonomy places the organism in Eukaryota, Metazoa, Chordata, Aves, Tinamiformes, Tinamidae. The record is from RefSeq and is a predicted model, not a curated record.